Molecule: messenger RNA, 1143 nt
Organism: Gossypium raimondii (Peruvian cotton)
Lineage: Eukaryota; Viridiplantae; Streptophyta; Magnoliopsida; Malvales; Malvaceae
Product: probable disease resistance protein At5g43730
Exons: 2
Coding region: 1-1143 (380 amino acids)
Molecular function (GO): ADP binding
Source: RefSeq, a predicted model, not a curated record
AUGCAAUUGAAAGCAGAGCUUCUUUCUCCUAGGGGGAAGAUACCAAAGCAGGGAGUUGAAAAUUGGUUGAAAGAUGCGAAAGAGAUGAUUGCGGAAGCACAGGAUGUGGAAAAUAAAGUCAGAAAUGGGAGAUAUCUCUGUCGUGCUUGGAACGGAAAGCUGGUUGAUGAAAAGACUCGAGAAAUGAAGGAAUUUCUUGAUAAAGCUCCUAAUGCCUCUGAAGCUCUUGCCAUGGAUGGUCCAAGUGGUGGGUUGCCACUGCCAACAUCAGAACUAGUUGGGGAGGGAGCUGCCAGAAAAGAGAUUUGGGCAUGCUUGAUGCAAGAGGAGGUAAAAAAGAUUGGGGUUUGGGGGAUGGGCGAUGUGGGUAAAACCACUAUCAUGAAGCACAUCCACAAUGAUCUUUUGAAAGAACAAAGAUUCGAAAGAGUAAUCUGGGUUACCAUAUCAAAGGAGUUCAAUGUAAUGAAGGUACAAGAUGAUAUUGCAAGUGCUUUGAAGUUGAAGGAAGAUUUGGCCAUAGAAGGAGUGUUGCUCAGACGAGCUGCAAUCUUGUCAGAAAUGCUGAAGAAAGUAGGAAAGCAUGUUCUAAACCUAGAUGAUGUGUGGGAUGAAGCCUCUCUAGAAGAAUUUGGGAUCCCUGACCCGAGUGAUAGCAAUGGCUGCAAGUUGGUGUUGACAACCCGUUCGGAGCAUGUCUGUAAGUAUAAGGGUUGCACGGUGAUAAAAGUGAAGCCCCUUUCAGCACAACAGGCAUUGACACUGUUCUUGAGUAAAGUUGGGCCUAACAUAGUGCAAAAUCAAACUUCAAUGCCAAUUUUGAGGCUCGUUGUCGAAGAAUGUGCGGGUCUGCCUCUCACAAUUAUCGUCGUGGCUAGUACAUUGAAAGGAGAAGAGGACCCUCUUAUUUGGAAAAAUGCACUCAGGGAAUUGAAAGAGAGAAUAGAAAAAGUGGAAGGAGUGGAAACUAAAGUGAUAGAGCGUUUGAAAUUUAGCUUCGAUCACUUAAAGGACGAGAAAGUGAAAUAUUGUUUCUUACAUUGCGCAUUAUUUCCUGAAGAUUUUGAAAUUUGGAAGGAUGUGUUAAUUGAGUGCUGGAUUGAAGAGGGAUUCAUAGAUGAUAUGGUACAAGACAAGAAAUGA